GAGGCUCAGGCUCCAGAAUCAAUACGCCGAGAAGCUUGGACCGUCCUUUGGGAGAGGAAGGAAAACGCCGAGGCACUGCUAAAAAUUAAGAAUUGCAGAGUCAGUCUGGUAUCAGCGUUGUAACACUUCUUGUUUAAAUUUCACACCAGAAGCCACCUUUAACAAUGAUGAACGGACAGAUGAACGGCUUUCAUAACUCCCUCAUUGACGAGGACUGCUUCUUGUUCACCUCAGAGUCGGUCGGAGAAGGACACCCCGACAAGAUCUGUGAUCAGAUCAGUGAUGCAGUUCUUGACGCCCACCUCAAGCAGGACCCUGAUGCCAAAGUUGCAUGUGAGACUGUUGCCAAGACUGGGAUGAUCCUCUUGGCAGGUGAAGUGACAUCACGUGCCACAGUGGACUACCAGAAAGUUGUUCGUGACACCAUCCGUCAAAUUGGAUAUGAUGACUCCUCCAAAGGAUUUGACUAUAAGACCUGCAAUGUUCUGGUGGCCUUGGAGCAGCAAUCUCCUGACAUCGCUCAGGGUGUUCACAUUGACCGCAAUGAGGAGGACAUUGGAGCUGGGGACCAGGGCUUGAUGUUUGGGUAUGCCACUGAUGAGACAGUGGAGUGUAUGCCUCUCACAAUUGUCCUUGCCCAUAAGCUGAACGCUAAGAUGGCUGAACUGCGACGCAAUGGCACUCUCCCAUGGCUCCGGCCAGACUCAAAGACACAGGUUACUGUCCAAUACCGCCAGGACCGUGGCGCCAUGCUUCCUGUGCGCGUGCACACAAUCGUCAUCUCUGUUCAGCACGACGAGGAUAUCUGCCUGGAGGAGAUGAGAGAUGCUCUGAAGGAGAAAGUCAUCAAGGCUGUUGUUCCCUGCAUCUAUUUGGAUGAUGACACCGUGUACCACCUGCAGCCCAGCGGGCGCUUUGUCAUUGGGGGCCCACAGGGUGAUGCUGGCCUCACUGGACGUAAAAUUAUUGUUGACACUUAUGGAGGCUGGGGAGCCCAUGGUGGCGGAGCCUUUUCUGGGAAGGAUUACACAAAGGUGGACCGCUCUGCUGCUUACGCUGCACGCUGGGUGGCCAAGUCUCUGGUGAAGGCUGAGCUCUGCAGGAGAGUGUUGGUCCAGGUGUCCUAUGCCAUUGGAGUUGCCCAUCCCCUCUCCAUUUCUAUCUUCCACUAUGGGACCUCAAACAAGAGUGAGAGGGAGCUGCUUGACAUUGUGAAGAAGAACUUUGAUCUCCGUCCUGGAGUCAUUGUCAGGUAAUGUAUAACAUCUGAAGCCACCUGCUACUCAAUGAAAACGGCAGCACCUGGCUCCCUCCUGUCUCCUGUGCCUUUUUGUUUUGUCUUUUUUAUUUAUUUUUUUAUAUUUAGUUGUCCUGCCCAGGAUUUACAGUUAAUUUAAUUCACAAAUUUAUCGUGGAAACUCUGCAGGCCAAUGCCAUUUUCUUUUGCUACAGCUGGCACUUUGUUUGGCCUCACAUUGAAGGUUAUGCGUUUGCCUUAUCUUCUUUCGACUUAAUUACAUGGCAUAGUGGGUUACACAUGUGGGCAUUAGGUGGGGGCAAUAGUCAAAUUUAUUGGGGCAGAUAUGUAUUAUCUCUGGUGUAAUGAAGACCAUAGCUUAGGUAGCUGGUUAAGCUCAUAGCAUAAGGUUUUUUUAUUUUAUUUUUUUCUGUAAAUUGGAUGAGUUUUUUUCCAUCUGCAAGCUGCAGUGUCCAGUUUGAUCAGCAGGGUAAGUGUCGAAGGUUCACGUGUUUCCCAGUUUAUCAGCUGGUCUAGCAAAGCUGAUGCUUUUGCUUUUUUUAUUUUAUUUAUUUAGUUAUUUAUUUAUUUAUUUAUUUUAUUCUUUUGUUUGGUGGCUCGGCGCUCCCCACCAGCUAAAGUGAGCGUUAUGCCUGUGUGAGUAUGAUUGCGUGCAUCUGAAGUCACUGGGUGUGACUGCUGCUAAAUAUGUUGAUUAUGUAUUCCAGGGAGCUGGAUCUGAAGAAGCCCUUGUAUCAGAGGACCGCAGCCUAUGGCCACUUUGGCCGAGACUCCUUCCCAUGGGAGGUGCCCAAAAAACUCAAAUACUAAACUUGUUAAGCUUUUCCCCCCAGGCUUGUUGGUGUAUACUACAGAGAAGCCUACAAGGUUCUGGGGGCGAAAUGCCCUUAUCUCUCUCAUAAUGGUAUCAUUUAACACAUGACUCCCUUCCUUACUCCACUUCCCUCCUUUGUCUUGUUACUGUUUUCUGCUGGUUGCAGUAUCUUACUGGGCACUAGGAGGCACGUUUCAGAAACUUGAUGUUUAAAGAAUUGGAUGGGUUCCAUGAACUCAUGCACCAGAGUACUUAAUGUUCUCCCAUGUCUGGAGGUUCCCCUGCUUCUCGUUGUGAUAGGCCCUGAAUAGCUGUGUUCAGUUGCUCUCCUUUAGGCAUUCCACACUUGUCACUAUUGUUAGUCUUCUAUUCAGUGUCAUGGCGGUAGCAUAUUAGGAGAUAUGCGACACCCCUCUUAAUUUACUGGUGCUACUUAUAUAAGGAGUCUGUGCAUCUAAAAAUUUAAAUCCAUUUAGAAGCACAAUUUGAGAGUUGGAGGGUCCUGUGAUCUGGCGCCUUGCUAAAACGAGUCUUGCUUCUUUUUAAACAUUCCUCCUUCGUCAGUCUGGUACGAUAAUUCCCUGACCCAGUGUCCUUUAUCCCUUUGUUCGCUUUAUUCCCUCGUCUCUGUGGAGGAUGCUAGAAUGGCACAAUUAAAAUUCAAGGGUUGUUGCUAUUUUCACUAAAAAGCUAUGCACUGCAGGCUAAGGGGUGAGCCAAAUUGUAAUUAUUCAAGCUCUCAAAUGAGCAUAAAACCUCAGAUGCCCCUACAGACCUUUGCUGUUUUCUGACGUAAUACAGAAAAGUCAGAAGCUGCUAUGUCACUGCUCUGGUCUGCAGAGGUAUGGGUUGUACUUGAUAGUGAUGGAAAAUUGGAAUCGUUUAUGACAUGAAAUUAAAUUUUAAAUGAGUCCUUUUUAAAUGUAGUUUAACUUGCUUUUUUAUGGUUUGACGUGACUAAAGGCCCUUUUACUCCUUAAGUAUAUUGAUGGCAGGUGUAGCUACAGAGAAACCUGAUUCCCAUCUUUAUCCUUAAAGGGGUGUGUUCUUUGCCACAGCUUAUUAUUGGCUAGGAAUCAAACCUGAACACUAUUUAUUUGUUCUCUGAAACUCAGCGUGGAUACAGAGAAGCUGAGGUUUCAGAAGGCAGCUUUAAACACAUUGAAUAUUGAAUUCCUUUUGACUUGAUCAUUUUUCAGUGUUUGACUUGAGGCCCCAGAGUGUUCUACAGAAAAGCUUUGGUCUGCCUCAAUAAGAAAAACUGUCACUGGCUACUGUUAAUGACUAUUUUACAACCUUUUUUUUAUUUUUGGAAUACAGAACUUAUUUUUGAUGGGUUAGUUUUAAAUCCCAUUAAAUGUUUGGUGCAAUUCUUUGGCUCUUACCUAUCCUCAUUAAUAGGAUGGCAACAUUUGGUUGGUGUAGUACAGAGAAACCAGCCUUGUUUACAUAGCCAUCCCAUGUGUUGGAUAGAGUUUGGAGUUUGGGUUUUGUUCCCUUUUUACCUCUUGGAGGGCAUCCCGUUGGCUACAGUAAGUUAAGAGUGCCUUUUCUAUUUCCUCUACUCCCCAUUUGCUUUUCUCCCUUCCUACCAACAUGCUUUCAACUUCCAGAGGAACAAGUAGCUCAUAUUGUAUUAUGUGUCAUGUCUAGACUGGGUAGUUUACUUAUGCUCUGUAAUAAACAACUACUCGUUAAAAAUG
Seriola aureovittata is the source of this 3775-nucleotide messenger RNA. RefSeq names its product methionine adenosyltransferase II, alpha b (gene mat2ab). The record is from RefSeq and is a predicted model, not a curated record. Gene Ontology annotation, cellular component: cytosol; methionine adenosyltransferase complex. The transcript is spliced from 8 exons. Lineage: Eukaryota; Metazoa; Chordata; Actinopteri; Carangiformes; Carangidae. The coding region runs from base 165 to 1256 and encodes 363 amino acids. Gene Ontology annotation, biological process: S-adenosylmethionine biosynthetic process. Gene Ontology annotation, molecular function: methionine adenosyltransferase activity; ATP binding.